GGCAGAAAGGCACAAAUAAAGCGAUUAUUUAACAUGAAUUGGAAUACUUGUUCACUACAUGAUAAAGUGAUAUGCUCCGUAAACAUAAAUACGCAAAGGUAAUAAACUGUUCUCUAAUUUCCUUUUAAAGAAAGUAACGUAAGGUGACUCUGGGUAUUUUCGGUAGUUUUAUUGUUUUCGUCAUAAAGGGGUUUUAUCGGUCAAAUUGCCUGAAAGUUGGCCGUAGAAUUCAGAUUGAUUGGGGAUGUUUUGAGACCAACUUUAAGCUUAACAGGUUUUAGAAAACACCCCAUGACGAAAAUCACAAAGCUGCCAAUAAUAGGAACUUAUUCUACAUAUAUGCAAUUAUUACUGAAACUUAUUUUAAAAUAAAUUUUAAAGAUUUAAAAUCGAAUCAUUAUUUUCUAGUUUCUGUUACUAGAAACUCCUUAGCAAAUAAUUUGGUCUAAGCCAACUCAAACCUGUUCCGAUUCUGAUUUUUUCCCUGUAACAUUUCAAAUCUCCCAUGAAGCGAGGCACCUCUACGAUUUCUAUCUGUUUUACAGGAGAAAUGAUGGUCACUAAGUUUAUGACCAGAAUAUUGAAAUGUUCAACAACAGUAGUUACAUUGGAUAUCUAUCACUUCUUUGCGCAUUGUUCAUUUCAUUGUUUCGUUUUCUACUAUUGACACAAAUCAGCACGUUCUGUGGCAUGAAAUGAUAAAGUUGAACAGCCGGCAGUACCUUGCUUAUAUUUCCAGGAUAUUAGGGGAUGACGUACCAAUAUCUUUACAGCUAGAAACGUGCUGUAUCAGUGUAACGCGGGACAGUUGUACUAGAAUCAUACGAUAGUCCAACAAAGCCAUAUAACUUAUAUAAGUAAGUUUCGAUCCAUCGCACGCGUUUAGUAAUUGACUAGCCAUGUGGCGGCUAUUACUAGUUCUGCCACUGGUCAACCAGUUGGUGGCAGGAUACACCAUAAUCGAGGAACCGCGGAUAACGCCUUGUGGUAGAGCAGGUCCCGCUUUGGACACAGUUCCUGUCGAUACUAAGACAAGCACUUGUCCAGCAGAUCAGUGCGGUGAAAACGAAGAAAUACGCGAAGUUCUACCGUGCUGUGAACCGACCUGCGACAACGACUGCUCAAGGGCGGAUUGUAGUGGUAAACCUAUUUUUGUGCCAUCCUGUGUUUGCCAGUCGGGAUUCGUACGCCACAAUGGAGAAUGCAUUUGUCCAUCACAGUGUCCUGCAACCGAGGAACCCUUGCGUUCGUGUCCACCGAACGAGGAGCUUCAACCUACGCCACCGUGCUGUGAACCAACCUGCGGAAACAACUGCACUGAGGAGUGUCGAGUUGAGCUGGUCAAUCAACCGACAUGUGUUUGCAUGCCGGGUUACGUACGACACGAGGGCUGCUGUAUCAAGGCAGACCAGUGUCCUACGUGUGGUCCGUACGCAAGGUAUAGCGAUUGUACGCCCUGUUGCGAGUCCACCUGUACCAUGGACUGUUCCGUAGUGCUGUGUCUGGCCGGGUGUACCGGACCUCCGACAUGCCUGUGCCAAACGGGCUACGUCAAGCACAACGGGGUCUGUAUAAAAAGAGAACUGUGCCCGAUAGAGGGCAGUUCGUCCGAGCAGCCACCAUUUCCUAUCGGCUACGACCAUGGAUUGGGGCAGGAGAUUAGCAGUGGUGGGCCAGAUGUGCCAUUUGUAAGAUACCCAGGGAAAACGUACAAAUAAAGAAAAUUAGUGUAAGAUCAUGUGAUUUGUUAUGUUUUACUUCAAAUCGAGAUAGAAAUUUUCCACUUUUAAUCAUCAUUGGAACUUCGUCAUUACAAUCAUACAAGUUCUAUUGUGAAAUGUAAUUGUUAGUCUUUGAUGGGGUAUUCUGCUUAGAGGUUUCGAAAAGUCGGUACAAGGGGGAAGGGAUGUUCCGAUAGUGAUUUGCUUCAGGGCUUAUUGCAAGAAGUGCCUCAGGAAGAUUUUACCAGACAUUCCGUCGCGAUUUUUCCUGGGAUAUCUUUAAAGGUUCCUCCAGUUAUUGUUACAGUGCUUUCUUUAAGGAUUCCUUUAGCGAUUUCUCCAGUGAUUCCCAAAGAAUUUUAGCAGAGACCUUUUUAGGUAUUUCUGCAAGUAUUUCUUCAGAGAUUUCCUCAAGGAUUUCUCCAUAUAUGGCUUCAAGAAUUCCACUAGAGAUUGCGCCAGUAAUUCCAUCUGGAAUCAUUCAAAGUAUUUCUGCAGGUAUAUCUUCCAUAAAUUGUCUCAGAAAAUUCUACCAGGGAAUAUUAAACAAAUAAUCCAGGAAUUCCUUCAAUUUCUAAAAAAAAGUCCUUCAGGUGUUCAUCUAGGGAUUCUUUCCACGAAUUAGUUAAGAAAUAUCUUUUGGGAUUUCCUAAGAAAUUUCCCGUGAGAUUGCUACCGGGAUUCCUCCUGAGGUUUCUUCACGAAUUUCUCCAGCUAGUCCUCCAAGAAUUCCUCCAGUGAAUCUCUCGGAAAUUUCUUCUGAUUUUCUUUCAAGAACAGCUCUCCUUCAAUUUCUAAAAAAAACUACUUCUUCUAGGGAGUCUUCCAAUAGUUCGUUCAUAAAUUACUGUGGACAGAAAUUUCCCACGAGUUCGUUUAGAAAUCUCUUUUGGAAUUUCCUAAGAAAUCUUCCGUUGGAUUGCUUCCGGGAUUCCUCCUGAAGUUUCUUCACGAAGUCAUCCAGCUAGUCCUCCAAGAAUUCCUCCAGUGGAUCUCUCGAAAAUUCCUUUUGAUUUUCUUUCAGGAACAGUUCUAGGGAUUAUUAAAAAAAUUUCUCUAGAAAUUUUUCUUGGAAUUCCUUCAAGAAUUUUCCCUGGAAUUCUUUCAGAAACUACACCAGGAAUUCAAGCAUGGAUUUCUCCGGGAACUCCUCUAGAGAUUUAUCUAGGAAUUCCCCUAGAAAUUACUUCAGGAAUUACUCCAGAGAUUCUUCCAGGAAUUCCUCCAGAGAUUCCCCCAGGAAUUCCACCAGGAGUUGAUACAGUGAUUCUUCAAGGAAUUCUUCCAUGAUUUCCUCCCGGCAUUCCUUCAGGAAUUCUUCCAGGCAUUCCUCCAGGCUAUUCUCCAGGCUUUCCUCCAGGCUUUCCCCCAGGCUUUUCCCCAGAUAUUCCUCUAGGGAUUCCUUCAGGCAUUCCUUUAAAGAUUUCUUCAGGGAUUCUUUUAAAGAUUCCUCCAGGCACUCAUGCAAGGCAUUUCUUUAGGCUUUCCUCCAGGAAUUUCUCCUGGCAUUCCUUCAAGAUUUCAUCCAGAAAUUCCCCCUUCAGGAAUACUCCUCCGAGAAGUUUUUCAGAUAUUACCUCAGGAAUUGCACCAGGAAUUGAUCCAAGAAAGCCUCUACGAAAUACUCUAGGGAUUUCUUCAGAAACUUCUCCAGAAUCUCUUUCGAGUAUUCUUCCAGAAAUUCCUCCGACGAUUUUUACUGGGAUUCCUCCUGAAAAUACUCCGGGAGCUCCUCCAGGAAUGUUUCAAGGGAUUCCUCCAGGGACAUCUUUAGGAAUUUCUGAGGCUUUACCUCAAGAAUUGCUUCAGGAAUUGAUCGAGGAAUGCCUCCAGGAAUUCCUCCAGAAGUUCCUCUAGGAAUUUCUCCAGUAAACCCUCUAGGGAUUUCUUCCGAAGUUGCUCCAGGAAUUCCUCCAGGAUUUCUUCCGCGAAAUCCUCCAGGAAUUACUUCAGGAAAUCCUCUAGGGAUAUCUUCAGAAAUUCCUCAAGGAAUUCCACCAGGAAUUUUUCAAGGGAUUCCUCCAAGAAUUCCUCCAGGGUUUCCUCCAUGAAUUCAUCCAGGAACUUCUCCAAGUAUUUCUCCAGGGAUUCUCAGGGGAUUUCUUUAGGGAUUUUCCCAGGAAUUGCUCCAGGUAUUUCUGCAGGCAUUCCUCCAGUAAUUCGUCCAGGGAUUUCUAAAAGCAUUCUUUCAGAAAUUCCUCCCAGCAUUUCUUCAAGAAUUCUUCCAGAUUCAUCCAAUAAUGCCGCCAGGGAUUGAUAGAGGAUUUUUUCUAUUCCUCCAGAAAUUCCUCUGUGUAUCUCUUCAAAAACUUAUUCAGUGAUUUUUAUUUUAUAAUAAUUUAGGAAAUUAUUCCAUCAUCUUUUCCAGAAAUGCACUUAAGAAUAUCACAAUUAAAGCCUCCAGGAAUACCUGCAGAUUUUUUUAAAUUACUUCAAGGAUUUCUAGAGGAAUUCCUCCAGCGAUCUGUAUUACAAUUCAUUAAGGGGUUAUAUAUUUUGAGGGUAUAUAACCUAUUUCAACACCUAGAGAUUUUAAAUACUAACAAACUAAAGAAUAAAUCAAAUCGGUCAACUUAUAAGAUAUUGUGAGCACCGCAACGGCACUUUUAGAAAACACGAUUUCGAACUAAUUGCGUUUAAAGUUUCACGCUUUAUUUUGUGCAUAUGGAGGGUGCACGCUACCAUAGGUUGUAACUUUGAUUCUAGUGCUCCAAUCUUUAUGAAAUUUAGAAUGUGUAUUGUCUAGCUAGCUAGUCCUUUUUAAAAAGUUCGAAUUUGUUAUCAUUCUCAAAGUAUGUAACCCCUCAAGACAAUUUUAUAGGGACGCAUUCACGAGCCAGAAAAUUUUCGAAUAUUUAUUUAAGUGUUCAUCCACGGAUUUAUUCAGGAAUUCAUCCAUGAAUUCCUUCAGAGAUAGCCCUUGCAGCCACUGCAAAUGAAUCCCUCAAGAAAUUCGUCCUGCGAUUCUUUCAGGAAUAUAACUAUCAGGAGAAUUUUUCCUUCAGAAAUUUCUUUUUGAAUGCUAUCCGGCGUUUCGUCCAGGAAUACCUUAAAGUGAGUUCACGGAUUUUUCCAAGGAAUCCGUUAUUUGAGAGUUCUCCGGGAAUACCUCAAGGAAAUUCUUCAACAAUUUUUCCAGGUAUUCCCUUCACGAAUUCCUACAGGAAUGGUUCCAUCAAUGUCAGU
This is a messenger RNA of Aedes albopictus (Asian tiger mosquito), 4907 nucleotides long. Its product is annotated as keratin-associated protein 9-1. The record is from RefSeq and is a predicted model, not a curated record. The transcript has 2 exons. NCBI's taxonomy places the organism in Eukaryota, Metazoa, Arthropoda, Insecta, Diptera, Culicidae. The coding region runs from base 900 to 1718 and encodes 272 amino acids.